AUGUCUGGUUUCCAGUCAGCCACUGGUUCACAGAUCUUUUCACGAUCCACCACCUACACGGUGCAGUCCAUCCUCGGACAGGGCGCUUACGGCAUAGUCGCAAAGUGCACCAACAUGUGCGACAACACAACUGUUGCCAUCAAAACCAUGGAGGACGAGGACCCUUUUGACGAGGCAGCAAGGAAAGAGGUAAGAAGAGCAAACUAGCCGUGCUUACUUAAAACUUAGGCAGAUUGUUUUCUAUCCACAGUAUCUGAUCACUGCUCUCUAAUGUGUGUAAAUCCAAACUAAAACCUAUCUGUCAUCUUUAUCAUCCCAUCUGUAUAUUUCGCAUUUAAUAUUUAUUACUCAUUAUUUCAUCUUUGUUUUUUUUUUUGUUUGUUUUUUUUUUAUUUACAUUUAUAUGUUACAUGUCUUUUGUUGCGACUGUUUGUUGUGUAUGACUUGCUUUUAUUGCUACUGCUUCGUUUUUGUAAAGCACUUUGGUAGGCCACUGGCUGUUUAAAUGUGCUAUACAAAUAAAAUUGACAUUGACAUUGACAUUGCAUAUUUAUGACUCAUUUCAAUAGCCCACGUUCUUCAUAUCGCACCUUUUUCUCUUAGGAUGUUUAGUAUAUUUAGUCUGUAUUUAUUGUAUAUACUUACUAUUUUCUUUAGUAUUUUUAGUCUGCAUUGUACUUACUUCUUAUAUUUAAUUUUAUUUUGUAUUUUUUGCUGCUGUAACAUGUGAAUUUCCCAGUUUGGGAUCAAUAAAGUAUAUUUAUCUAUCUAUCUGCCAUGUGUCCUCAGGUGAAUAACCUCUUAAAACUGUCAGUGCUCGACUCGGACAAGUCCAACAUUGUCCAAUGGCACAAAGCCUUCACCGAUAAAGGACAUUUUUGCAUGGUGUUCGAGCACUUGGACAAAAGCCUCCUUGAUUUUAUGAAGGAGAGAACCUUGGAACCUCCCCUUCUGAGCGAGAUCAGACCGAUCAUCCAGCAGGUAUGAGCUAAUGAAUUUAUUUCUGAUUUUAAACAAGAACAAAUACUGAUGUUCAUGUAACAUCCUGAGCUUUGCUGUUCAAUUAAUGACCUUAAUGACGUCUUAGGUCGCCAGUGCUCUGGAUCAUUUAAAGACCAUCGGUAUGAUCCACGCAGACCUUAAGCUGGACAACGUCAUGCUGGUGGAUCAUCAACAUCAGCCCUUCAGAGUCAAAGUGAUUGACUUUGGUCUCGCAGAAGAUGUGUCAGCAGCAACACUGGGCUCAUACAUCCAGACCCGUCCAUACAGGUAAGGAACCAGAACCACGUCUGAUAUCUCAGCUGUUUAUUGGGGGCUUGCACAUCAACACAUACUUGGGUCAAUGACGUAGAAGGUUUUCAAACAUGCCAAUUUUAGAAUAGCAAAAAUAAGAAUAUAUUUUGCAAAGGUUCAAACACUAAGGAUGUUGUGUACACAAAAAUUCAUGUUAAAUUUUUAAAUUACGCAAAUUUUAGUGUUUUUUCAUACAGAUGAAUUGCCCGUGGCCUUAAAAAAUGUCAUGAGGUGCGACCAUUAUUUAUCUCAAAAUUAUUACAUUUUUUCCAACAUACUUAAUAGUUUUUUUUUGUUUUUUUUUUACAAAUUUUCAGUAAUAUCAAGUAGAUAGAAACAAAGUGUUUGCAUUUCAUUUGAGUUUUUGUAAAUAAUGAUCUCACAUUUUAGCUCUAUAAUCUCACAGUAGCUAUAUUAAAUGUAGUUAACUGACUAAUUUUUUCUUGAAAUUACAUAAUACUGUUAAAAAUGUUUUAAAACUACCUUUUACUUAAGCAUAUUGUAUCAGGUAUUAAUGUUUCAGUGACAGAAAUUAGAUAUUUUAGUUUGUAUUUAAUACUAUUAGUGUUAUUAUUGGUCGCACCACAUGAUAUUUUGACACUCUUUAGUUCAGAAAAUUUUCAAAUAAGACCUGAUUUUUUAAAAGUUGAAGUGACUACAAAUAUGCGAGAGACACUUCAUACAGAAAGCCUAUUUUUGUGCAUUUAAACCUUUUUCUAACUUAAAAAAAUACAGCCGGACAGAAUAUUUAGGCGUCACGUCAUUGACCGACUUGUGUUUUGGUGGAGGAUUUGCUGCAUUAUUUGUAGAAUUGAUGUGUGAUAUGUCUUUGUUUGUCCUCUCAUAGAUCUCCAGAGAUUAUUUUGGAGCUUCCCUACACAGAGGCCAUCGACAUGUGGUCUCUGGGUAUCAUGGCUGCCAGCAUGUACCUUGGCACUUAUCUGUAUCCUGGUCGGGAUGAAUUUGAAAUGGUACUUUAAGUUUACUGUUUCUUUCUCAGAACAGAGUUUCAUGUAACUGAAAUAAUCAUCAAGAAUCAGCUUUUAAUUUGUAUUUUAUCUCUAAACUCCUCACUUUAUAACCUCCUCACAUCAAUGUGUAUUUGAUUGAAUUUUAUUUUUUAAAUCGUUUAAUUAAUUUAUUCUUUUAUGGAGAAUUUUUCCUCUUCACUUUGAUGUCACCAUGUAACUUCUUGUUGUGCUGCAUUUUCAGAUGAGGUUCAUUGUUAAGACUCAGGGUCUACCACCAGACAACCUGCUCAACGAGGGGCUCAAGACAUCCAGGUUUUUCCAGAGAGUUAACCGGCCCGACCGUCAAUGGAAAAUCAAGGUACAUAACACUAACUCUUACCCUACACUUUACCAGUAGCCAGUCACAUUUUUUUUUUUAAAUAUGGGUGUUGAUUUGGAGGCAUUAUUGUGUCUGGUUGGCUAAGAAGGUUUCCAGGUGUGUCAAAGUUAAACAUAGUCUUGUUUUUUUGCCAAGUAUUAGUUUUCUCGGAUAUAGCUCAGGUGAAGAAAGCAUCAACCGUUCAACUGAUUUAUGCAAGUUGCUAGAACAUGCUUCAGUCGUUUUUAGGUUUUCUUAAUGCAAUGUCACUGAAUAUAAACCAAUACGACAUACUGAGCAUUUUGAAACAGUCACCACCAGGGAAGCUGGAGUGUUGUGGGACAGUUUUUGUAGCCUAGCCAGAGUAAACAGUGGUGAGAGGGGCCCUGAAAUUCUCUGUAAUGCUCUGACUUUAAAUAUGACCACAUUUUAAAUACCUCAGUAUAAACACCUUGGUGGGAACUGUCCCAUACAUGUCUUGUACAAAACAAACUGUGCCCUGACUGUAGCAGCUAACAAACACACUGUCUUUUCAGAGUGUGCUGAGAUAUUUCCUUGAGACAGGGAUGGCGCCACAAGAGCGCAGAAGAGUCAUCUUGAACUCUCUGGAUGAAAUUCUGAAUGUACGUACUUUUGUUUUUGUCAUAAAUAUAAGAAAAAAAAAAAAAAAAAACAUAAAAAAAAUGUUUGAAAAUGUUAAAAGUUAAAAAAAAAAGUUUUUGUUGAUUAUCUGGUAAUAAAAGUAACACCCCUGACUGUGGUUGUCUUUGUCCUCUCUACAGAUUCGAAGUUUAAAGUCUGACGCUGCUGCAGACAAAGUUCUGGAGAUGAGCGACGGGCAGGUCUUUCUGGACAUGCUGAAGGGACUGCUCCAGCUUGAUGCAGCCAAAAGACUGACACCCCGUCAGGUGCUGGAGCAUCCCUUCAUCACCAUGAGCCACCUCACCAGCAGGUUUCCCUACCCGUCUUAGUAAGUGGAGACUAAAAUUUUCAAACAUUCAGAGUUAUUUCUCUCCUAUCAAGUGUUUGCAGGAAAUAUUACUCAUGCUUUUUACAAGUCCCACGACCAAUGAAGAAGUCUGAUUUAUGAUUUGUUGUCUUGCAGUUUCACUUCCUCUUUGGAGACCAUGGCUCAACCCUCCCAGCAGAACAGUCCUGCUACACCCGCUUGCAGCAGCAGCAGCAGCCUUGAACAGUCAUGGUCCCCCAUCAACCCUCAUCCUCACACUCCUUCCCCAUCGACAAGUGGAGGCAAGACAGGGAGGAAAAGAAAACUUGAGGAUGUUGAUGAAAGUACGGACGAGAGCUGCAGUUUGUCCAAAAAAGUCAAGUCUGGGCACAGGUAGGAUAAUCUACACCAGUAACAUUCUUGUUAACCUGUUUACAAAACAAAUCUGAAUACUUUAGAGGUUGAUGGAAACUUUUCUGGUCUUUCUGCAUCAUAAUAAUUCAACUUUUUUCUUAAAAUUACAGCAAAACACCUGCAUGCCAGUUCACCUCCUGCAGUAGCCAGCAUGCAGUUGACAUCACCCAGAAGAGCACUCCUAACCACCCUGAUCAUCCUCCUGUGCUGACCACCAACACUCAAGAGAGGACGAGGAAGAGAGCCAGAUCAGGAAAUGGUUCUCAGCAAUCUGAUCCUGAAAAACCUGAAACUGACCACCGCAACAAAACUCUUCGUCUUAACUUGAGUCCGGCUGAAGACAAGCGCAAAUCAGGAGUCAAGAGAAAAGCGGCUGAUGAUGUUGGUCAGGGAUCAGAAAAAAGGAGAAGGCGUCUGUAGAUGGUUCAGGUAAGUCAAUAUAGUCAACACGCAAUGUGUAAUGCUUUUUGUAGUUUAAAACAAAAUAUCAUAACAUGCUGUCAACCACAACAACACAUAAGUUUGUCUGACAAGUCCUUGUUGACUUCCAGGUCCAGAGGCGUGGACUGUACCUGAGCAGUAGAGCCAUCUGAACAGCAACCUCCAUAUGCAGUAUUUGUGAAGCAGCAUCUGAAUGGCAACCUCAGUGCUGUUUUUGUUAAAAGAAAUCUGUACAGCAACCCCCAUUGGCAGUUUUGUAAAGUACAAUCUGAACAUCAACCUCCAAGCAAUUUUUGUAAAGUGGCAUCUAAACAGCAACCUCCAUGCUUUUUUUUUUUUUUUUUAAGUGGCAUCGGAACAGCAACCUCCAUGCUGUUUUUGAAAAGUGGCAUCCAAACAGCAACCUCCAUACAGUUUUUGUAAAGGGACAUCAAACAGCAACCUUAGUGCUGUUUUUGUAAAGUGGCAUCCAAACAGCAACCUUAGUGCUGUUUUUGUUAAGUGGCAUCUAAACAGCAACCUCCAAGCAGUUUUUGUAAAGUGGAAUCUGAAAAGCAACCUCCUUGUGUCUAUUUAAAGUAACACCUGAGCAGCAACCUCCAAGCAGUUGUUUUUGUAAAGUUGCAUCUGUACAGCAACCUCAGUGCUGUUUUUGUAAAGUGACAUCUAAACAGCAACCUCCAUGCUGUUUUUGAAAAGUGGCAUCUGACGGCAACAUCAAUACAUUGUCCUUGUUAAGUGGCAUCGGAACAGCAACCUCUAUGCUGUCUUUGUAAAGUGGCAUCGGAACAGCAACCUCCAUGCUGUUUCUGUAGAGUGGCAUUGUCCUCUUCAGGAGAACACCAACACUCCAGAGAGGAAGAUCAAGAGAGCCAGAUCAGGGAAUGGUUCUCAAAAAACAGAUGUAGUCCUCAAACUGACCACCACAACACAACUCUUCAUCCAAGUUUGACUGAGGCUGAAGACCAAGGCCAAUCAGAUCUUAGAUGAUGGUUCAGGUGAGUCAAUAUAGUCAGCACACAAUGUGUCAUGCUUUUUGUAGUUCUGUCAAACACAACAACACAUGAGUGUGUCUAACAAAUCAUUGUUCACUUCCAGGACCAGAAGAGCGGACUGAAGCGGAGCACCACCACCAUAGGGGAGAACCACCAUCGGGGAGUCCAGACGUCAUUUUGAGAACUUUCUGGAUCAGAGUGUUGAGAACCAUUUUCUGAUCUGGCUCACUUGAUCUUCCUCUUUUGAGUGUUGGUGUUCUUCUGAAGAGGACAAUGCCACUCUACAGAAACAGCAUGCCCCCAUGCUGUUUCUGUAGAGUGGCAUUGUCCUCUUCAGAAGAACACCAACACUCAAGAAAGGAAGAUCAAGAGAGCCAGAUCAGGGAAUGGUUCUCAACACUCUGAUCCAGAAAGUCCUCAAAAUGACCACCACAACACAACUCUUCAUCCGGGUUUGACUGAGGCUGAAGACCAGGGCCAAUCGGAGCUUACAAGAAAGUCACCUAAAUGUGAAGAUGAGGAAGUGUUUGGUCAGAGAUCGGAGAAGAGGAAAACAAAGUUUUAG
Molecule: messenger RNA, 5986 nt
Organism: Xyrichtys novacula (pearly razorfish)
Lineage: Eukaryota; Metazoa; Chordata; Actinopteri; Labriformes; Labridae
Source: the annotation of a GenBank genome assembly